CUUCUGACAAUUCCAUUCAGUAAUCGCGGAGACACCGUCAAAGCAAGACAACUCUUUCAAGUGCGCCGCUUUUUAGCGCAGACAUAAACCAUGUCGCGCGUUUACCAGCCAUCCGACUAUGUGGUCGAGAAAUCACGAUUACCGUCCUUCGAAAAAUACAAAGAGAUGCAUAAAAAAUCCCUUGAAGACCCAGAGGCGUUUUGGUCGGAAAUAGCCAAAGAAUUUCACUGGCAAACCCCCUGCCAGCCGGGAAAAUUUCUUUCGUACAACUUCGAUAUCGACAAGGGGGAUAUUUUUGUUAAAUGGAUGGAAGGGGCUACGACAAAUGUUUGCUUUAACGUCCUAGAUCGUAACAUAAGAAAUGGUCAUGGGGAUAAAAUCGCUUAUUACUGGGAAGGUAACCAUCCUGAUGACUACAGUCGAAUCACAUACAAGAAGCUAUUGGAUUCUGUUUGUAUGUUUGCGAACGCUCUACGAGAGCUGGGGGUUCGCAAAGGAGACAGAGUAGCCAUCUACAUGCCCAUGAUUAUGGAGACGGUGAUUUGUAUGUUGGGCUGUGCAAGAAUCGGCGCAGUACAUUCUGUCGUAUUCGCUGGGUUUUCCUCGGAUUCACUAGCGGAGCGAAUGUCCGACUGCAAGGCGAAGGUCAUUGUUACCUCUGACGGGGCGUGGAGAGGAGAAAAAAAGUUGUUCUUGAAGAAUACUUGCGACGAAGCUAUCGAGAAAGCUAGAACUAAGCACAACCAUGAAGUCAACUUGUGCAUCGUCGUAUCCCAUUUGGGGAGAGUGAAGCCGGGUGCAAGAAUGAAUGUUUUAAAAAAACCGUACACUUGGAAUGACAACGUGGAUAUAUGGUGGCACGAGAUCAUGGAAGGUCAAUCACCCAUCUGCGCUCCCGAGUGGAUGAAUGCUGAGGACCCCUUGUUCAUGCUAUACACUAGCGGUUCCACGGGCAAGCCGAAGGGCGUUCUACACACCAUCGCUGGUUACAUGCUCUACGCGGCGACAACCUUCCGAUAUGUAUUCGAUUAUCGCGAGAAGGACAUCUAUUGGUGCACCGCUGACGUAGGCUGGAUCACGGGGCACACUUACGUCGUGUACGCGCCCCUUGCGAAUGCCGCUACGUCGCUUAUGUUCGAAGGUACACCUUUCUACCCAGAUAACGAUCGCUACUGGUUGUUGGUUAAGAAGUACAAGGUUACUCAAUUCUACACAGCACCCACCGCCAUUAGAGCUCUCAUGAAAUUUGGCGACGAGCUCGUCACCAAGAAAGAUUUAAAAACUUUGCGUGUGUUGGGGAGCGUUGGGGAGCCUAUCAACCCGGAAGCGUGGUUGUGGUUCUACAACCUAGUUGGUAAUAAACGUUGCUCCAUCGUGGAUACUUUCUGGCAGACUGAAACCGGUGGCCACGUACUUACCGGCCUGCCAGGCGCCUCGCCUAUGAAGCCGGGAGCUGCUGGGUUUCCAUUCUUCGGCGUGGAACCGACACUGCUUGACGAAAGCGGCAAAGUGAUCGAAGGGCCCGGCGAGGGCUACCUGGUCUUCUCGCGACCAUGGCCAGGCAUCAUGAGGACCCUCUUCGGUGACCACGCUCGUUACCAAAAGGUCUACUUCUCUAAAUUCAAAGGAUAUUAUUGCACAGGCGAUGGCGCCAGGCGUGACGAGGAUGGGUUCCUGUGGGUGACGGGACGUAUCGAUGACAUGCUGAAUGUGUCCGGUCAUCUGCUGUCUACUUCCGAGGUGGAAGGUGUCCUCACUGAAGAGCCCUCCGUGUCCGAAGCUGCUGUAGUCUCCAAGCCACAUCCCGUCAAAGGCGAGUCUCUGUACUGCUUCGUCAUCCUCAACGAGGGCGUCCAGUUCGGCCCCGAAUUGGUGGACGCUCUGAAGAAACGCGUGAGGAAUAGGAUCGGAGCCUUUGCAGCUCCGGAUGUCAUUCAAUACGCUCCCGGUCUGCCGAAAACCAGGUCCGGGAAGAUCAUGAGGAGAAUCCUAAGGAAGAUAGCGCUCGGUGACACCGACAUCGGCGACACGUCGACUUUGGCCGACCCGUCCGUCGUCGACGAGCUCUUUAAAAGCAGACCCUAGAUGUCCUUGAACAUCUUUUGACAAUUUACGUUCCUAUUUUAUGUUCUGGAUGUUUUGGACCGAGUCCGUACACUUUUUAAUGACAUUAGAUACUGCAUUGUUUGCGUAAGCCAUUCUAUACUGGUUUAAUAGCCAAAAAGUUAUAUUGCACAACUGUUGUAAUAAUAAGUAUUUGUUAGAAGCGUAUUUAAUCGACGUUAUUGUAUGUAGGAAAGUAAGCGUAUUUAUGUGAUUAUUUUUUAUUUUGUUUUUGUCGUCUCAAAAUGAUCUUCAAAGUAUUUUAAGUUUGAAGUAAGUUAGCGGGUGGUACAUUUUUUAUUUAAAUAAUAUUAUUUCCAUUCCAGUAACAGACUUUCAAAACGUUACAUUAUAGAGUUCACCAUUAAUGAAGGUUUCGUUUAAAUUGUUUAACAGAAGUUAUUUUAAAUAGGGAAACUAUAUAUAUUAACUCCUAACAUUUAAUUCACUUGCGUGUUAGAACUAUUGAGAUUAUUAGCCGACGAGGUUUUAUGAAUAUUUGCUUGUCUUUAUUGAACAUGGAAUAGACUUAUUGAGGCUCUUUAAAAUACAUUGUCGUAGAUUUAGAAAGUGCGUAGACACACCUCUUUGUACUGCACAAAUUAUGAGUAUCGAUUUUCAAUCACUGUUCAAUAAAAUAUAAUAUGUUUGGUAAAUUCUGUUGUUCAACAGAUCUGUUUUUGAAAAAGUAACGAGCAGAGCUGAUUUAUUUCUUUAUUGAGCUUAUUAUUUUAUUACGCCAUUUUAAGCCGGUUCCGUAAAUUAUAUGAUUACUUUUUGUUUAUAAUUAAGUAUUAUUUAAGACCUGUCUAUACGUUGCGAACUCUAUGACACCGAAAAUAAAUAACAACAAAAAAUCUUACAACAUGAACAGCUAGUAUUUGUAUAUUCCAAUGUUGAUGUUCAAAGUACACUAUUUAUUUGCAUUCGUCUGGAAAACACUUGUUACAAGUAACCGCUUUUUGUGUAACUUAGUUAUAUUAAAAUUAUAUUGUUACUAAAUAAAACUGUGUUUAUAUUUGAAAAAAUAAAUAAAUCGUCAGUGACUAAACUGAUACUUACUUAUUGACACCUAAAUAUAUUAAUAUAAACGUUCUGAAACUAGCAACAUUUAUGUUAAAAAUAAUUAAUUAAAAUCAUUUUAUGGCAAUCAAACAAUUCCCGACCUGUCGUUUGACGUUUUAAAUUUUUCUUUGUUAGUAAAGAUAAAUCAGCUCACCUCACAACUGUUUCUAUAAAUUCACCGUAGACUAAUGUGAGUGUCCGUAGUAAGGGCGUUGUAAUCUAAUUAAAUUAGAGAUUAGUUACGAAUUUAAAUGUGAUUGCAUGUUAAAACGAACAUAUCAUUAAAGGUGAUAUAUAUUCCAAA
This is a messenger RNA of Danaus plexippus (monarch butterfly), 3472 nucleotides long. RefSeq names its product acetyl-coenzyme A synthetase (gene AcCoAS). Lineage: Eukaryota; Metazoa; Arthropoda; Insecta; Lepidoptera; Nymphalidae. Bases 91 to 2085 code for a protein of 664 amino acids. The transcript is spliced from 9 exons. The record is from RefSeq and is a predicted model, not a curated record. Gene Ontology annotation, molecular function: acetyl-CoA synthetase activity; AMP binding.